ACGAAGAAGGCAUUAACGGCCCCUGGGACCACACAAAUCCUGAUGUAAUUUCGAGGCGGGAAUAUCGAGCAUCCCGCCUAUAGAACGAUUCGACGUCCCUUCCUCCUCCUCGGCAAAGCCGGCUUAAUAAUCACCUUGACAUCCACACGUCGGUGGGCAUAACAUGCCGAAUAUAAAAACCAGGAGAGACUCGAGGUAGACUAUUAGUCUCGCCGGAUCGCAGAACCGGUCACUUCAGACUCUCGUGUAUUGCUUCGGGUCAAUUUCGUCACCGGGAUUUGUACUCUUAUUUACCCAGUUUCGAUGGUUUCCGGCCGAAUUUUGCUACCCUAUUUUUGAAUUAGAAAAUUUUCUACGAAUAAAUUCGUUCGUUCGAACGAGGAGAAGAAUAAAAAGACAAUUAUAACAAAGUAAGAAUUUUCACCAUGGACGCGGCAAUUUGGAACGUCAUUUUGCUGGUAGCAGUAUUCUGCAUUUUCGGAACACAAGCUGGGGGAUGUUCCGGUUUCAAAAUGCUUCGUAAAGGAGAACUCAGCUGUACGGAGAAAAAAAUCAUCGUCGACGAACACAACAGAUUGCGAUCUGCUAUCGCCAUGGGGACAGUCAGCGGACAGCCUGCAGCCUCUAACAUGAUGGAAAUGGUAUGGGACGACGAGCUGGCUUAUCUCGCCCAGAGAUGGGCUAAUCUUUGCAACGAAUAUCACGACUCUGACAGGACUGUCGGCCGGUUCACAAUCGGUCAAAAUCUUGCCCUUUCCUGGACGACCAGGAAUCCGAGUUCGUCGUUCGACGCUGCUCCAGAUUUUGUGCACCAGAUCAACAACUGGUUCAACGAGGUACGAAGAUACAACCCCAACAGCAUAAACAGCGGUACCGGCCAUUUCACUCAGGUUAUCUGGGGUAACACCUACGCCGUUGGGUGCGGGUACUCUUACUACUGGGACCCUCGCCGUGGAUACACAAAAAAUUACGUCUGCAACUACGGACCCAGUGGUAAUGUCCUUGGAUACCAGCCUUACCGCACUGGUAAGCCAUCGUGCGCAAACUACGGAAUGAACUGGUCGAGACUGUAUUCUGGACUAUGCUCAAAGGGAUUUUAUCAUCCUCUUGGAGCUCAUUGCACGACUUACGGUUAAUUGCGGUUGAUGAGAAAGAGCGGGGAGAAAAAUAUGACAACGUUCUCCCUACGUGAGAAAAAUUCGCGUACCUAUCAUCGCUGCAAUUUGCCGCGUUCGUACGAUAUAAACGACUGCGUCGACAUAUGUAAUAUUGAAUCGCACAACUAUGCAACCCAGAAAAAACAGUUCAGGCAACAUUGCGAAGAGAAAGCCUGGAAGAUGCAUUUGGACUACUGUCAUCAAGAUCGGUUGUAGUCAGUUGCAUUCUAUUCCGCUUUCUUGAACUUGAUGUUUUUUUCAUUUGUUCUAGUACUUCUUCGGAUAGUUAAGUGCCUUAUUCUUACAUAGUUACGUUCACAUUCAUCGUGGCAUCAUUAAAUUGCUUCUAGUCUUUUCUUAGUUUAAUAAGCAUUUAGUUUUUUAAGUACCGUUCGAUAUGAAUAGACUCAGGUGUGGUUAUUAUCUAAUAAUACUGCAUUCGCCACUCCGUACAUAUAAGAUUUUGUUUGUGGAAGAUAGUUUUAUCAGGACGUAUACGAGAUCGCUGGUCCUCAGCUCUAUAGGCUUUAUUGACUCUAAAAAUUGCGCUAUAGGUUCAUCAACGUAUAAUUAUAGUUAACAUACCGCGCACGGUAUGGAUCUUGUCACUAAAAGUUUAUGCACGAUGCAAAGCCAAAUUUAAUAAUUUUGUACGUACUAUAUGUAUGAUAAAAUAAUGAUACGAAUUGUUAUUAUGAUACAGCAAUUCAUGCUGCAAAUGUGAUAGAAAAAUUAGAUAUUACGAAUAUUUAGAAACGAUAUCUAAUGUUAUUAACGACACUCUGGUUAUUCAAUGCAAAUUAAUUGAACGAUAUUGAAUCGAUUAUACUCUACACUAUAUUCAUCAUUACAUGCUGUAAUAGUUUGAUUACUUCUAUUUGGUUAUGUAAACAUCUCAAGAAAUCUCAAAAUAAAAAAAUUCUUCGAAUUAUUAUCCACCAAACAUUUUCAAUGAUGAAAUUGUGAAGAACAGAAACAGUAAGCCCAGAGCUAUGUAACUAACUAAAGCGAAACUCAAGA
Messenger RNA from Neodiprion virginianus, 2177 nucleotides. RefSeq names its product venom allergen 5-like. Lineage: Eukaryota; Metazoa; Arthropoda; Insecta; Hymenoptera; Diprionidae. The coding region runs from base 426 to 1136 and encodes 236 amino acids. The transcript is spliced from 7 exons. Gene Ontology annotation, cellular component: extracellular region. The record is from RefSeq and is a predicted model, not a curated record.